AUGGUUUACUCAGUCAACACGCGGAAAUUUGUUCGGACCGUUCGAGAUGGGUUGAUUAAAACAUUGAAUGAAAUUUCAGACGGCAAAUCGCCACAAAUACUGGUCCUGGAGGCCACUUUGGUGUCAUUUGUGAACAAACUUUGCACUUAUAGCACGCUCAGAGAAGCCACACCAAUUGCCAAAGUGGUAACUGCAGAUAAGGACUGCUUUGAAGUUUUGGAAUCUCUUUUGAAAGAGACGCAAUAUCAGCUAGUUUUUGUGGUCGAUAUUCGAUCGGAUCUUCGAGUACCCACUGAGCUCGGAAAGCUCAUUAAAGCUUGGGAGUCCAACGUGCCACAUGUUGUAUAUGUGACGUGGCAGACGAACCCGUCAAAUUUUCCCAGCAAAUUGCCACAUUUUCUGAAGUGCCAGCUGGCAGAAAAUGUGCGUCUUCAUCCCUGGUUCGUGUUGCCUCUUCACGAGCUGGACGAUAAUCUGUUGAACACUAGGGUCUUGUACAAUAGUGCGGGGCAGAAUCUAUACUUGCCGCCAUCUGAGUCGAUGCAGAAAUCGUCGCGAAGCAUUUUGAUUCAAAACUUGUCGAGCUGCGUUCAAGCAAUUCUAAAAGAUUCUGGGCUUGCCAUUACACAUACGGCGUCAUUUGGACAAAACGCUCAUAAUUUGGUGGACCAUCUUCGUCGCGAAAUUGAAAGCCGAAAGGAUGAAGACGACGUGUUUGUCGACGAUACGUUAUACGGCAACCGCCAUUCAGGACUGCAGUGCAACCUCAUUGUGUUAGAAAGAGAUAUAGAUCCACUAACACCUCUCUGCUCGCAACUGACGUAUGCAGGGAUUUUGGAUGACCUUUACGAGAUGAAUGAUAAAAAUUUGAUACACGAACCACCCUUGACAGACGUUGAAGUGGUUACUCUCGAUAACGACAAAGACGAAGUUUGGAACGAGCUGAAAUUUAAGAAUUUCGGUGCUUUGGGACCGCGGCUCAACGAACUGGCCCGUGAGCUACAGGCUGGUUACGACGCUCGGCACCAAGCCGAGAGCGUGAGCGAAAUCAAGCAGUUCGUAGACAAUUUGGGUGGUUUGCAAGAGCGACAAAAGCUUUUGAAGCUUCAUACUGGGUUGUCUUCUACGGUAUUAAAAGAAGUGGCGGAUAAAGAGGAAGGAGAGGACGAAUCAUUGUUCAAUCGUGUGCUCGAGAUCGAACAAGACUCGAUUGCAGGGAACCUAGGACAGCGCUCAAAUUGUGAAAAGAUUUUGGAGCUUCUAUAUGAAGGUGUUCCCACUUAUACCGGGGCGCUUAGAUUAUGCUGCAUUUUCUCACUGGCUCGAAAUGGGAUUCGGGAUCGCGAAUAUAAUUUGCUUCGCACCGAGAUUAUUGAUAGGUGGGGGGUAGAGGCGAUGUUUGAUUUGCAGAGGCUGGCUAGAGCAGGGUGGUUUUUGAGCAAAUCUACUUUUUCGAAAUAUUCACCCUGGACGGAUUUCGAUACUUUUGCCGCGUACUUGGAGCUGAUACCACAGUCUGACAGGGACGGUGACCCUGGGGAGCCAAUGGAUAGCUCAUUUGCUUACUGUGGGACUGUACCGAUCAUGACACGGGCCAUCCAGCUUUUGUUCGACCGUUCGGUGGUGAGCAAGACAUUUUCCGCGCAACAGCCCUUCAUAAUAUCGCGUACGCCGUCUUGGCGAGGGCUUGAAGACCUUUUUGCACAGCACUACGGGCCCGGUAUUGUGCGGGAACAAGUGUGGGACGAGUCUGCGAAUCCACGAACCAAAGUGAUUGGCAAAACACCCAAAAACAGUGCAGACCCGGUUCUGGUGGUGAUGCUUGGUGGAAUCACGAUUGGCGAGAUGGCUACGUUGCAGUUUUUGGCACGUCAGCUACGACAGAAGGGUGUCAAUAAGAGGUUCAUUGUUGUGACAGACGGGAUUACUGGAGCUGCACAUUUGACCAGUGUUUUGCCGGGAAAAGUAUAG
Messenger RNA from Lachancea sp. 'fantastica', 1971 nucleotides. The record is from the annotation of a GenBank genome assembly. Lineage: Eukaryota; Fungi; Ascomycota; Saccharomycetes; Saccharomycetales; Saccharomycetaceae.